Diversispora eburnea is the source of this 582-nucleotide messenger RNA. The record is from the annotation of a GenBank genome assembly. Lineage: Eukaryota; Fungi; Glomeromycota; Glomeromycetes; Diversisporales; Diversisporaceae.
AUGGAUGAGAUAUGGCUUUUCGUCGGUUAUUAUCAGUGGAGGGGAAAAAUAUCGUAUGAUGUCAAGCGAAUCUUAGAAAGUUUGACAGAGGAAAAUACCGAUAGCUCUAACCUAAGGAAUGGAAAUGUAACUGAAGUUCCCGAUGCAAAGAAGGAGAAAAAAGAAAACCACAUGCCCGCUUUUCCAUAUAGAUAUAGAAAUUUUCAAAGAAUUGCACUUGCUUCAGGUGAGCAUUUUGUACCCAAGGCAAGUGCUUUCAAAGAUGAAGGGAAAAAAGCAUCCCAAUUCAGUACGGAUACCAUAGAUGGUGGUGAAGACGGAUUGGAAUUAUUGCAAGAACUAGGAUUAGUGGAAAACGAUGCCACUUCCAUUUCAGCUGAAAAAACGAGGCAAAUUAUUAUGGAGGAUCGCGGAACAAGUUCGAUUGCAGUCAAAAUUAUUAGCGAUAACAAAAAUAAAAAAGGUGCGACUAAUUUGGUUCAUGUUAAUUCUUUUUCUUCAUCUCGGUAUUCAUCCCCGCAAAUUGAGCGUGAACAAGAUAAAAUUGCAAGGGCUGAUGAAGGAACUAUUAAUACCAACUAA